Molecule: messenger RNA, 3060 nt
Organism: Menidia menidia (Atlantic silverside)
Lineage: Eukaryota; Metazoa; Chordata; Actinopteri; Atheriniformes; Atherinopsidae
Source: the annotation of a GenBank genome assembly
AUGCCCAACAGCAGUCGGGCGGGGAGCCUAAAGGACCCCGAAAUUGCUGAACUCUUCUUCAAGGAGGAUCCAGAAAAACUCUUCUCAGAUCUGCAUGAAAUUGGACAUGGCAGCUUUGGUGCUGUUUAUUAUGCACAGGAUGUGCGGACAAAUGAUGUGGUGGCCAUCAAAAAGAUGUCAUACAGUGGAAAGCAGUCAAUUGAGAAAUGGCAAGAUAUAAUCAAGGAAGUGAAAUUUCUGCAGAGAAUACAACACCCUAACAGCAUAGAGUACAAAGGAUGUUACCUGCGAGAGCACACUGCUUGGCUGGUGAUGGAGUAUUGUCUAGGCUCGGCCUCAGAUUUAUUAGAAGUUCACAAGAAGCCUCUGCAAGAAAUCGAAAUAGCAGCAAUUACCCAUGGUGCUCUUCAGGGAUUGGCUUAUCUUCACUCACAUGACAUGAUUCACCGAGAUAUAAAGGCGGGAAAUAUCCUACUGACAGAGCCAGGACAGGUAAAACUGGCUGACUUUGGCUCUGCCUCUAUUGCCUGUCCUGCCAACUCCUUUGUUGGGACCCCAUAUUGGAUGGCCCCAGAGGUGAUUUUAGCUAUGGAUGAGGGUCAGUAUGAUGGAAAGGUGGACAUUUGGUCUUUGGGAAUAACCUGCAUUGAAUUAGCUGAGAGGAAGCCUCCACUGUUCAACAUGAAUGCAAUGAGUGCCUUAUACCAUAUAGCACAGAAUGAGAGCCCAACACUGCAGUCAAGUGAAUGGACGGACUAUUUCCGGAACUUUGUAGAUUCUUGCCUUCAGAAAAUUCCACAGGACAGACCGAACUCCGAGGAGCUCCUAAAGCAUGCGUUUGUCCAGCGUGAGCGACCAGAGUCGGUUCUGAUUGAUCUGAUAAAUCGGACGAAAGAUGCAGUGCGGGAGCUAGACAAUCUGCAGUAUCGCAAAAUGAAGAAGAUCUUGUUUCAAGAAUCCCGUAAUGGCCCCACAACUGAGGUGCAGGAUGAAGAGGAGGAGCCAGAGCACAGUGUGGGUAGUACCGGGACAGUAAACAGUGUGGGGAGCAACCAAUCCAUCCCCAGUAUGUCAAUCAGCGCCAGUUCUCAGAGCAGCUCCGUCAACAGUCUGACAGAUGCAGGAGAUGACAAAUCUGAGGCAGACAUGGAGGGAGGCCACACAGUGAUGUCCAACAGCUCUGUCAUACACCUCAAACCUGAACAAGAGAGACGUAAUGAGGUGACAGAGCCUCAUAACCGGCCAACAGAGACACAGUCUCCCCCUGCGCACACACCAAGACCAAAGAGGAACCGCGAACAGUUUGCCACUAUACGGACAGCUUCAGUGCUCACUCGACAGAUUAAGGAGCAUGAGCAGGAUUCUGAGUUACGAGAGCAGAUAUUGGGCUACAAGCGCAUGAGGCGACAGCAUCAGAAACAGCUGAUGGCUCUAGAAAACAAGCUGAAGGCUGAAAUGGAUGAGCACAUGCUCCGUCUGGACAAAGAGCUGGAGAACCAGAGGAAUAGCUUUGGCCAGGAGAUUGACAAGCUGACCAAGAAACACCAGGCAUCCAUGGAGAAAGAUGCAAAAACGUUCAACAAUGAUGAAAAGAAGUUCCAGCAGCAUAUCCAGAGUCAGCAGAAGAAAGAGCUUAACAGCUUUCUGGAAUCCCAGAAGCGGGAAUACAAACGCCGCAAGGAGCAACUGAAAGAGGAGCUCAAUGAAAAUCAGUCCACGCCCAAGAAAGAAAAGCAGGAGUGGUUGUCCAAGCAGAAGGAAAACUUCCAACACUUCCAGGCGGAGGAGGAGGCCAACCUCCAGCGCAGACAGAGGCAGUACCUGGAUCUGGAGUGCCGCAGGUUCAAAAGGAGGAUCUUGAUUGCUCGCCACAGUAUUGAACGGGAUCUAGUGAGAGAGGAGUUAAACAAACGGCAAACCCAGAAGGACUUGGAACAUGCCAUGCUUCUCCGUCAACACGAGUCCAUGCAAGCGCUGGAGUUCCGUCAGCUGGACACUAUCCAAAAGACGAGGGCUGAGCUGACCCGCUUGCAGCACCAGACGGAGCUCACCAAUCAACAGGAAUACAACAAGAGGAGGGAGAGAGAACUGAGGCGCAAACAUGUGAUGGAGGUUCGCCAGCAACCCAAGAGCCUCAAGUCCAAAGAGCUACAGAUCAAGAAGCAGUUCCAGGAGACGUGCAAGAUCCUGACCAGACAGUAUAAAGCACUAAGGAACCAUCUGCUGGACACCACACCAAAGUCAGAGCACAAAGCUGUCCUGAAGCAGCUGAAGCAGGAGCAGCAUCGUAAACUGGCCAUUUUAGCUGAGCAGUAUGACCAGUCCAUCAAUGAAAUGCUUUCCACUCAAGCGCUACGUCUGGACGAGACUCAGGAAUCUCAGUACCAAGCCUUAAGAAUGCAGCUACAGCAGGAGCUCGAGCUUCUCAAUGCCUACCAGAGCAAAAUCAAGAUGCAGACAGAGGCCCAGCAUGACCGUGAAAAGAAGGACAUGGAGCAAAGGGUGUCACUGCGACGGGCCCUGCUGGAGCAAAAGAUUGAGGAAGAGCUGCAGUCGCUGGAGAAUGAACGCCAGGAACGAACCCAGAGCUUGCUGGAGCGCCAGGCCCGAGAAGUUGAGGCUUUCGACUCGGAGAGUAUGCGCCUGGGCUUCAGCAACAUGGUGCUCUCAAACAUCUCUCCAGAGGGCCUCAGCAACAGCUUUCCUGGAGCUCCGGGGCGAUGGAGUCAGCAUCAGCAACUACACCCCUCUGGAAGCUCACAAGGGCCACACGGAGGCAGCCGAAGUUCAAGCUCACGGUCCAGUCACCAAUAUUACUCCAGUCCCGGAGGGGCAUCUAUGCAUCAAGGGUGGGGGCAGGGCAUGCAGAGAAGAGGAGGAUCACCACCGUGGAGCCAGGGAUCACCAGCAUCUCUGGUUUCUCUUGGCAGUGGAGGUAUACAGAACAGCCCCCAAGCAAUGGGGAGGACACCAUCAGGAGGGCGCGGUGAGCAGGGUAUGAGCAGGAGUACCAGUGUCACCUCUCAGAUAUCCAACGGGUCACACCUGUCCUACACAUAG